Molecule: messenger RNA, 219 nt
Organism: Penicillium riverlandense
Lineage: Eukaryota; Fungi; Ascomycota; Eurotiomycetes; Eurotiales; Aspergillaceae
Exons: 2
Coding region: 1-219 (72 amino acids)
Source: RefSeq, a predicted model, not a curated record
AUGUCUCUCUGGAGCUCAUACCGUUCUCUUUCGCCAAAAACACGGGCCCUGUUCGGCGUCGGCGUCAUGGCGUGGGCGACGAUCGGGUUGUGGACGGCACCGCAGGUGGAGGAUGCGAUGGGAAUGAAAGCUUCAAAGGAAGAGCAGGAGGCGCUGGAUCGGAAAUUGGCGCUGAAAGUUUCGAGGGUCGGUGCGGAGGACAAGGGAAAUUCUCAAUGA